UAAGAAGUGUCUCUUUUGGACUUUUAUGUGAGGAAAAUGUCAGAUUUGGCUAAUGAAUUCAACUUGGAGCAGUAGGCCUAAUGUUGAAGUUGCUGGCCGUUCCUAAAGGCUUGUGAGAAGACAAGUUCCUAAACAUGGCAUUGAAUAGAAUUCAAUUGGUAAAAGGGCUAGAAGAUGUGACGCUGUGUGAGAAAGAAGCCUGUACAUUUGAGGUGGUCCUCAGUCAUGCGUACGUCCAGGGUCAAUGGAGCAGGGAUGGAGUCCCACUUAAAUCCAGGCCUGUGUGUCGAAUUGCCACGCAGGGCAAAAAACACACACUCACACUCACGCGCAUCACGGUUGCUGACAUGGGUGUCAUCAGUUUCAAGGCUGAAGGGAUUGAAAGCACUGCUAUGCUGACAGUCACAGCCAGGAAUAUAAAGAUUGUGAAGACUCUUCAGAAUGUCAGUGUGACCGAGAGGGAGAGUGUGACAUUUAUCUGUGAGGUCAACUGGGAAGAUGUGGAUGGGAAGUGGUACAAGGAUGACAGCCGGUUGAGAGCUGGGGACAAUGUUAAAAUAAGAUGUGAGGGUAAAAUACACUCCCUAACCUACAAAUCAGUCAAACCAGAAGAUGCUGGUGAGAUCAGAUUCACUGCUGAGAGGGUCUCUUCAACAGCAACACUAGGAGUCAAAGAGCUUCCAGUUCAUAUUGUGAAGCCCCUGAGAGUGAAGAUUGCCAUGUACAAACAUCGUGCCUUGCUGGAGUGCCAGGUCUCUCGUGCCAAUGCUGCGGUUAAAUGGUACAGAAGAAAUCAUGAAAUUGUGCCAAAUAGGAAGUACCAAACUAUCAGUGAAGGCGUGUACCGACAACUUAUCAUAGAUGAUGUGGGAUCCUCAGAUGAAGACACCUUUAUCUGUGAUGCUGUCGAUGACAGGACUUCCUGCCAACUGUUUGUAGAGGAGCAGGCCAUCAGCAUUUUGAAAGGACUCAGUUCUGUGGAGGUCAUGGAGCCUAAAGAGGCUCGUUUUAAAGUGGAAACAAGCAUUAAGUUAGAGAGGGCACCGAAAUGGACCCUGAAUGGGCAGAUACUAUGUCCCUGUCCAGAAAUCAGGAUUGAGAGGCAAGGAACCUCAAACAGACUCAUAUUGACUCAAACCGACAGUAGUAUGUGUGGCACUGUGCAGUUCACCUCGGGGAAGAGCAAGUCAGAAGCUCAACUCACAGUUACAGAGCGCCCUUUGAUUGUCAAACAGCCCAUUUCUGAUGUGGAGGUGAAGGAGAACAGGUCAGUUGCUCUCAGCUGUGAGUUCUGUCCAUCCCCCAGAAUGGUGCGCUGGUUCAAGGGUAGAACCUCCCUGUUUGCUUCCAAUAAGUACACAAUGAAGCGGGAAAAGAACCGGGUUGAGAUGACCAUCAUGGGUGUGAAAGCAGCAGAUUCAGGAGAGUAUCGCUGUCUGGCUGGUGGCUCAGAGACAAGAGGAAGAGUCAGUGUGGAAGUGAAAAGGUUGAAGAUCAUAAGACACUUAGAGCAAGUAGAGGUCGAGGAGGAUGGAACUGCAGUGUUCAGCUGUGAACUGAAUCACGAGUCACCCAGUGUCCAGUGGCUGCUCAAUGACCGAGUCCUAUACACCAACCACAUCAACAAAAUCCAGAAUUCUGGAAAAGCAUACAGUCUGAUUUUAAAACGACUAGCUCCUCAAGAGAGCCGUGUAACAUUCAAAACAUUUGAUAUCAGCGAGUCUGCGUUCCUCAGGGUCAGAGAGAAGCUAGCAGUGUUUCUCAGGUCACUGGAGGACGUAGCAGGUGAGGAACGUGGUGAAAUCCUUUUGCAGUGUGACGUUUCCAAGCCAUCAGUGACACCUGUCUGGAGGAAAGAUGGUGAAAUUCUGACCACCAAUGAGAAGUAUGAGAUUCUCCAUGUGGGAAAGUCAUUGACUCUUAUAAUUCGCAAGCUGAGAAAGGACGACAGAGGAGAGUACAGUUGUGAUAUUGGCUGCAGCCAAACUAAAGCGAAAGUCAUAGUUCAUGACCUGCACAUUACCAUUGUCAAACGCAUACGGACAACAACUGUGCUGGAAGGGGAAAGCUGCAGCUUUGAGUGUGUCCUGUCCCAUGAUAUCAUUGAUGAAGCAUCGUGGAUUUUGAAUGGCCAACUGAUUGUGAGCAAUGGACAGAUCAUAGUCGCUAACAAAGGGUGCAAAUACACAAUGAGCAUUCAGGAAGUUACAAUAUCUGAUGCCGGCGAAGUGGUCUUUACCAUUAAAGAGCUCAGCUGCAGGACUAUGCUGUUUGUGAAAGAGAAACCUGUGAGAGUUUUUAGGGAUAUGCUAAAUGUUAAAGCAACACCUGGUGAAGAUCCAGAGCUCAGCUGUGAGAUCACGAAACCUGAUGCAACAGUUAAAUGGCUGAAAAAUGGGCGGCUAAUUAGAGUCAGCCCAAAAUAUGAAAUUACCCAAAAUAAUUAUCUGGUGAAGCUCAUCAUCCAUAAUGCAGCUAUAAUGGACUCAGGAGAGUACUGCUGUGAGGCUGAUGGGAUUGCUACAAGGGCGAGAUUAGAUGUCAGAGACUUGCAACAUACAUUUGCAAAGGAACUGAAGGAUAUGCGUGCAGAGGAAAAGGGUAUGGUGACCAUGGAGUGUGAAACCAGGAGGCCUGCUGCUACUGUGACCUGGUUAAAAGGCCUAAUGGUGCUCAGCUCGGGACAGAAGUACAUGAUGAAGAAGAAAGAUGUUGUCCUCAUUCUGACCAUCUUCAAUCUGGAGAAAAGUGACUGUGCUGUCUACACCUGUGAUGUUGGGACAAUGCAGAGCAGGGCUUUACUUACAAUUCAAGGUCAAAAAGUGGUCAUUGUGGAUGAACUAGAAGAUAAAGAGUGUCUAGAAGGAGAUACCAUCACCUUUAAGUGUCGGAUCUGCCCAAGUGACUACACUGAUGUCAAAUGGUACCUGGAUGAGACCUUGCUCUACACUAAUGAUCUUAAUGAGAUCAAGAUGAUACCUGGUGGAUACCACACUCUUACCUUCAAACAGCUUGCACGUAAAGACACCGGCACCAUCUCCUUCGAGGCUGGGGACAAAAGAUCAUACGCAUCACUAUUAGUUAGAGAGAGACGCCCCACGAUAACUAAAGCAUUGGAAGACACAGAAGCAAUCGAAGGAGGAAGUUUGGUGCUGUUAUGCAAGACCUCAAAGCCAUGUCAUAUUGUUUGGUACAAAGAUGGCUGUUUAAUCUGGAAUUCCUCAAAGUACUUAGUGAGUCGAUCGGGAAAUGAGGCCAGGCUGGCCAUCCGUGAUGUGAAAGACAGUGACGCGGGUGUGUAUGAGUGCGAUGCAGGAUCUGUCAGCACUAAAGCCACCGUGACUGUUAAAGUUAUUCCUGCUGAGUUUACAAAAGCGCUUCAGAACCAAGAGGUCAAAGAGGGAGAGAGUGUAACGCUGAUGUGCGAAUACUCUAUACCCGGGGUCCAGUUUGUGUGGCGCAAAGGACCCGAGACGCUAAAAUCUAGUGAGAAGUAUCACAUGAGGCAGAGGAAAUCUUGCAUUUCUCUUAUAAUACACAAUCUGAAGCCAGAAGAUUCAGGGAAUUACACAUGCAUUUGCAGAGACCAAAGAACUAUGGCUACUCUUACAGUCAAUGCGGUUCCUAUAUCAUUUAUUAAAGAGCUCAAGAACCAAGAGACAGAUGAAGGUAAAAAUGUGAUAUUACGCUGUGAGCUUUCUAAAGCUGGAAUCCCAGUGGAAUGGUUGAAAGGUGAACAAACUCUCUUGCCUGGGGAGAAGCAUCAGAUGAGGCACAUAGUCACCAUACUAGAGCUGGUAAUCAGAAGUCCAGUUCCUGAGGACAGUGGAACAUACAUCUGUGUGUGUGAGGAUCAAAGGACCAAAGCCAUUGUCAAAAUACGAACUCAACCUAUCGCGUUCAAACAGAAGUUAAGAAAUCAAAUGGCUGAAGAGGGAAACAGUAUAAUCUUACACUGCGAGAUAUCCAAAUCAGACACCCCUGUCCAGUGGAGAAAAGGAAGCAACCUUCUCAGAUCUGGGGAGAAGUACAAAAUCAGGCAGAGAGGCUGCAUGCUAGAGCUGAAGAUUUUUAAUUUGACGCAAGAUGAUAGCGGAGUCUAUAGCUGUACGAGCGAAACUGCUGAGACAUCAGCCAACAUCACAGUUAGCGCUCAACCUGUUACUUUUAAAGAGAAGCUGAAAAACCUGGUAGCCGAGGAAGGGAAGAUGAUAACAUUGCACUGUGAGCUUUCUAAAACCGGUGUCCCAGUAGAAUGGUGGAAUGGAGAGGAACUGCUCCAGCCUGGAGAGAAGUAUAAGAUGAGAGAACGAGACACAUCAGUUGAGCUGAUCAUCUGUGAGGCCAUGCCUGAAGACAGUGGAGUCUACAGAUGUGUCUGUGGAGACCAAAAGACCAAAGCUACAGUCAAAAUUGUUGGUGCUCCUGCUAGUUUUAAGCAAAACCUUAAGAACCAAGAAGCUCUGGAAGGCAAAUCUAUAACCCUUCACUGUGAGCUUUCCAAAACUGGAGUACCUGUGGAAUGGUGGAGAGGAGAUAAACCGCUCCUUCCAGGGCCACAGUACCAGAUGAGGCUGGAUGGAAAGACUGCAGAGUUGGAAAUAACUAAUGUUUUCCCUGAUGAUGCUGGGAUAUACAGCUGUGUGACUGGAAGCCAAAAGACCACAGCUGAAGUGAAUGUCAAACCACUUCCAAUUACUUUCAAACGAGAGCUUCAGAAUCAGAUAUCUACAGAGGGUGAGAGUGCAGUAUUUACCUGUGAACUUUCAAAGCCUGGUGCUCCAGUUGAGUGGAGGAAAGGUAGAGUGAUGCUGAAAAGCGGAGCCAAAUAUCAUAUGACGCUUGAGGGGCGAUUAACCAAACUGCUGAUAAAUAAUCUUGUUGAGGGUGAUGCGGGAAAUUACACCUGCAAAGCCAAAGAUUCACAAUCGACAGCCGAAUUGACGGUUCAAGGACUCCCUGCUACCUUUAAAACAAAUUUGAAGAACCAAGAAACUCAGGAGGGGAACGGUGUCAAUCUGCACUGUGAACUUUCUAAGGCUGGAGUUCGAGUAGAGUGGUGGAAAGGAGAAGAACUGCUCAAGACUGGAGAAAAAUAUCAGUUGAGACAGAAAGAAGCAACAGUAGAGUUGUUAAUAAGGAAGGCACAACCAGAAGACAGUGGAGUGUAUCGCUGCAUAUGUGGAGAUCACAAGACUGAAGCCACCAUCAAAGUUAAUGCUCUCCCCAUCACUUUCAAACAAGAACUUAAGAAUCAAGAGGGUGAAGAAGGGAACAACAUCACAUUGCGCUGUGAACUCUCUAAGGCCAGUGCUGAUGUGAAGUGGUUGAAGGGAGAGGAAAUCCUAAAGCAUGGAGAAAAGUUCCAGUUGAGACAGAUAGCAACUAAAAUGGAGCUCGUUAUCAGAAAAGCCAUACCUGAAGACAGUGGAGUCUACUUUUGUGUAUGCCCUGAUCAGACAUCCAUAGCUACAGUUAAAAUCAAUGCUCUCCCGAUCACUUUCAAACAAAACUUGAGAAAUCAAGAAGCGGUGGAAGGCAACACAGUUGCUUUCCGUUGUGAGCUUUCCAAACCAGGAGCUAUGGUGAAAUGGUGGAGGGGUGAAGAGUUGCUGCAGGUUGGAGAAAAGUACCAGAUGAGGACUGAGGGACGGAUUGCUGAACUUCUCAUUAAAAAUGUCAACUCUGAAGAUGUCGGCUUCUACAGCUGCACUACCGGAAAGGAAAAAACGACAGCGGAGGUCAAAGUUAGGGCUCUACCUGUCACUUUUAAACGAGAACUUCAAAACGAAGUAACCAAAGAAGGUGGGCAAGCUGUGUUUAGCUGUGAGCUCUCUAAACCUGGUGCUCAAGUCGACUGGAGAAAAGGAAGAGUUAUUCUCAAGCCUGAUGACAAAUAUGAAAUGAAGCAAGAGGGUACAUUCACCAAACUGGUCAUACGUAAUGUUGAAGCAAGUGAUGCUGGGAACUAUUCGUGUAAAACCAAGGAUUCUGAGUCAACUGCUGAGCUAACCGUGAAGGUUCCACCUAUCACUUUUAAAGUCAAGUUGAAAAAUCAGGAAGUUGAAGAAGAAAAUAAACUUGUGUUGCACUGUGAGCUUUCAAAAGCUGGAUGUCCUGUUGAAUGGAGGAAGGGGGAAGAGCUUCUUAGGUCAGGAUAUAAAUAUCAAAUCCGAGAACAUGAUGUUACAAGGGAGCUGAUCAUCACAAAGGCCAUGCCUGAAGACAGCGGAGUCUACAGCUGCAUUUGUGGGGAGCAGAAGACCAAAGCCACGAUCCGAGUAUUCGCCACACCAGUAACGUUCAAACAAAACCUGAAGAACCAAGAGGCCCCUGAGGGAGGUGUUGUUAUUCUGCAUUGUGAGCUCUCCAAAGCUGGGGUACCAGUAGCAUGGUUAAAAGGGGACGAGGAGCUCUGCAAUGGGACUAGAUACAAGAUCAAGCAGGAGGGAUUGGUUGCCGAAUUACACAUUAAAAAUGUUCUUCCCAUGGAUGUUGGGGAAUACAGCUGCAUUGUUGGAGACCAGAAGACUACAGCUGAAGUUAAUGUUAGGGCUGCUGCCUCUGUGUUCUUUGAGAAAGAGCUUGAGAGUCAAGAAGCAAUGGAGGGGGAUUCUGUCCUGUUUCGUUGUUUGCUCUCUAGCGAUAAUGCCCCAGUGACUUGGAGAAAAGAUGCAAAUCAGAUCACACAGGGUGGGCGAUAUACCCUCCACCGUAAAGGUUCAACUCAGGAGCUCGAAAUCAGGAAACUGAGAGUGCAGGAUGCUGCCGUGUACUCAUGCAGCGUCAGAGGCAAGAACACCUCUGCGACCCUCAGAGUGAUAGAGCGUGUGAGGAUUGUGAAAGGACUGCGUGACUUGACAGUUACUGCAGGCGAGAGCGCACACUUUAUGUGCGAGCUUUCACAUGAGAACAUCCUUGACGGGAUUUGGUGGCUUGGUUCCAAUGAACUUCAGGAGAACGAGAUGAACCAGAUGAGUAUCUGUGGUCGAGAACAUCACUUGGUGCUCACUAUGACCACAACCGAAGAGUCAGGUGAUGUGUCCUUUGAGGUGGGAAAUGAAAAGACCUCUGCUCGUCUUUGCGUGAACAGCAAACCUACAGUUUUCAUAGAGGAAAGACUGAAGGACAUGAUCAUUUUUGAGGGAGAUUCUGCCACCCUAUCCUGUGUGACUUCUGACACCUGCACACCUGUCACCUGGAAACGAAAUAAUGUAACCCUGCUCUCUGGGGAAAAGUAUGAACCUCUGAAACACGGGAAACGUAAUGUUCUUCUGAUUCAUAAAGUCAGAAAAGAGGAUGCUGGGAUUUACAUGUGCGAUACAGGAGACAUGCAGAGUAGUGCUACUCUUACAGUCAAAGAACGUCCUUUGUUUUUCUGCCGGGAGCUCCAAAACCAAGAAGCAGAAGAAGGUGAGACUACUUUCUUGUGCUGUGAAUUGUCUCAACCUGGAGUUGCAGUUGAGUGGAAGAAGGGAGCAGUUCUUCUUAGGCCUGGUAACAAAUAUGAUAUGAAACAGGAUGGAUGUGAGCUUCAGCUACAGAUCAAUGACCUCACAAGUCAAGACAGUGGGGCCUACAGGUGUUGUGCCGAUGGCAUUGAGACAAGGGCUAGUAUUACUGUAAAAGAACGUCCUUUAUUUUUCCAUGAAGAGCUCCAAAACCAAGAAGCAGAAGAAGGUGAAUCAGCAUUCCUGUGCUGUGAGCUCUCUAAACCUGGAGUAGCAGUACAGUGGAAAAAGGGGGCAAUGCUGCUGAAGAAUGGACAGAAGUAUGAGAUGACGCAAGAGGGCAAUGAAGUACAACUUCAGAUCCAUGAUCUCACAAGUCAAGAUAGUGGUAUCUACAGAUGUUGUGCUGGCAACAUAGAGACACGGGCUAAUAUUAUUGUUAAAGAGCAACCUCUUUUCUUCUGUGAGGAACUCCAUAACCAGGAAGCAGAGGAGGGCGAGACAGCCUUCCUUUGCUGUGAGCUCUCUAAACCUGGAGUUGAAGUGCAGUGGAAGAAGGGAGCAAUACGAUUGAGACCAGGAGACAAAUAUGAGAUGAAACAAGAUGACUGCAAAGCACAGCUACAGAUCCAUGACCUGACACGUCAGGAUAGUGGCACAUACAAGUGCUGCUCUGGAAGCCUGGUUACCACAGCAUCCAUUGUAGUCAAAGAACAUCCUUUGUACUUCAUCAAGAUGCUUGAGUGUCAAGAAGCAGAAGAGGGCGAAACUGCCUUACUUUGCUGUGAGCUUUCCAAACCUGGGGCUGCCGUACAGUGGAAGAAGGGAUCUGUGCUGCUAAAGCCUGGAAGGAAGUAUGAAAUAAAGCAGAAUGGUAGUGAACUGCAGCUUCAGAUCCAUGAGCUCACAAGCCAAGACAAUUGUGUCUACACAUGCUCUGUUGGUAGUCUAGUGACUUCAGCUUCUCUGGAAGUGAAAGAACAACCUCUGUUUUUCUGUGAGGAGCUCCAAAAGCAAGAAGUAGAAGAGGGUGAGACUGCCAUUCUGAGCUGUGAGCUCUCUAAACCUGGAGUGGAAGUGCAGUGGAGGAAGGGAAUUGUUUUGCUUCGACCAGGAAACAAAUAUGAGAUGAAGCAAGAUGGCUGUAAAUUACAGCUUCUGAUACAUGAGCUCAACAGUCAGGACAGUGGUGUCUACAAAUGUUGUGCUGGUAACUUGGUGACCACAGCAUCUAUCGAUGUGAAAGAAUCACCAGUUGUCUUCCAAGAGGAGCUCCAAAGCCUUGAAGCAGAGGAAGGUGAGACGGCCACCCUGACCUGUGAGCUCUCUAAACCUGGAGUUGCUGUGCAGUGGAAGAAGGCAGCAGUGUUGCUAAAGCCAGGCAACAAGUAUGCGAUGAAACAAGAUGGCUGUCUACAACAGCUUCAAAUAUAUGACCUGAAACAUGAAGAUAAUGGCUCGUAUAAAUGUUGUGCUGGCAGUCUGGUGACAACUGCUUCACUUGUGGUAAAGGAACAACCCUUGUUCUUUUCCAAGGAGCUCCAAAACCAAGAAGCAGAAGAGGGUAGGACAGCAAUAUUUUGCUCUGAGCUCUCUAAACCUGGAGUUUCUGUACAGUGGAAGAAGGGAACAGUGUUGCUGAAGCCUAGUAGAAAAUAUGGGAUUAAAGAGGAUGGUUGUCAACUGCAGCUUCAGAUACAUGAGCUAACAGUUCAGGACAGUGGGGCCUACAAAUGUUGUGCUGGUAGCCUGGUCACAACUGGAUCUCUUGUGAUAAAAGAAAAACCAUUGUACUUCUCGGAGGAGCUCCAAAACCAUAAAGCAGAGGAGGGUAAGACAGCCAUAUUGUGCUGCGAGCUCUCUAAACCUGGAGUUUCAGUGCAGUGGAAAAAGGGAACAGUGCUUUUGAAGCCUAGUAACAAAUAUGAGAUUAAAGAGGUUGGCCGCAAUCUACAGCUUCAGAUCCAUGAGCUAACAGCUCAGGACAGUGGGGCCUACCAAUGUUGUGCUGGGAACCUGGUCACAACUGCUUCUCUUGUAAUAACAGAAAAGCCAUUGUUCUUCUCUGAGGAGCUCCAAAACCAAGAAGCAGAGGAGGGUAAGACAGUCACACUGCACUGUGAGCUCUCUAAACCUGGAGAUUCAGUGCAAUGGAAGAAGGGAACAGUUUUGUUGAAGGCUAGUAAAAAAUACGAGAUAAAACAGGAUGGCCGUGAACUACAGCUUCAGAUCAAUGAGCUAACAGCUCAAGACAGUGGGUCCUACAAAUGUUGUGUUGGGAAACUUGUCACAACUGCUUCUCUUGUGGUUAAAGAACAGCCAUUGUUCUUCUCUGAGGAGCUCCAAAACCAAGACGCAGAGGAGGGUAACACAGUUACAUUGCACUGUGAGCUCUCUAAACCUGGAAUUUCAGUGCAGUGGAAAAAGGGAACAGUGCUUUUAAAGCCUAGUAAAAAAUAUGAAAUUAAACAGGAUGGCCAGCAGCUACAGCUUCAGAUCCAUGAGCUAACAACUCAGGACCGUGGGGCCUACAAAUGUUGUGUUGGGAGCCUUGUCACAACUGCUUCUCUUGUGGUAAAAGAACAUCCCUUGUUCUUCUCUGAGGAGCUCCAAAACCAAGAAGCAGAGGAGGGUAAGACAGUCACAUUGUGCUGUGUGCUCUCCAAACCUGGAGUUUCAGUGCAGUGGAAGAAGGGGACAGUGCUUUUGAAGCCUAGUAAAAAAUAUGGGAUAAAACAGGAUGGCCGUCAGCUACAGCUUCAGAUCCAUGAGCUAACAGUCCAGGACAGUGGGGACUACAAAUGUUGUGUUGGAAACCUGGUCACAACUGCUUCUUUUGUGGUAAAAGAAAAGCCAUUGUUCUUCUCUGAUGAGCUCCAAAACCAAGAAGCAGAGGAGAGUAAGACAGCCAUAUUGUGCUGUGUGCUCUCUAAACCUGGAGUUCCAGUGCAAUGGAAGAAGGGAACAGUGCUUUUGAAACCUAAUAAAAAAUAUGAGAUAAAACAGGAUGGCCGUCAACUACAGCUUUGUAUCCAUGAGCUAACAACUCAAGACAGUGGGGCCUACAAAUGUUGUGUUGGAAGCCUUGUGACUACUUGCUCUGUUACAGUGAAUGAGCAACCAAUAUUCUUCUGCAAGAACCUCCAAAGCCUUGAAGCAGAGGAAGGUGAGACAGUCACCCUGACCUGUGAGCUCUCUAAACCUGGAGUUGCUGUGCAGUGGAAGAAGGGAACAGUGUGGCUAAAACCUGGAAACAAGUAUGAAAUGAAACAAGAUGGCUGUGUGCUACAACUCCAGAUACGUGACCUGAAAAGUGAUGAUAGUGGCUCUUAUAAAUGUUGUACUGGUAGUAUGGUGACAACUGCUUCUCUUGUGGUAAAGGAACAUCCCUUGUUCUUCUCUAAGGAGCUCCAAAACCAAGAAGCAGAGGAGGGUAAGACAGUCACAUUGCACUGUGAGCUCUCUAAACCUGGAGUUUCUGUGCAGUGGAAGAAGGGAGCAGUAAUACUUAAACCAGGUAAAAAAUAUGAGAUAAAACAGGAUUGCCACCAACUACAGCUUCAAAUCCAUGAAGUAACAGCUCAGGACAGUGGGGUCUACAAAUGCUGUGCUGGAAGCCUGGCAACUAAUGGUUCAGUUAAAGUGACAGAGCAACCUGUAUUCUUCUGCAAGAACCUUCAAAACCUUGAAUCUGAAGAAGGUGAAACUGCAUUCCUGACAUGUGAGCUCUCAAAACCUGGAGUUGCCGUGCAGUGGAAAAAGGGAUCAGUGUUGCUAAAACCAGGAAACAAGUAUGAGAUGAAACAGAAUGGCUCUGAAUUACACCUUCAAAUCCAUGAUUUAAAAUGUCAGGACAGUGGUGUCUACAAAUGCUGUGCUGCUAGGAUGGAGACAACAGCUUCUGUUGUUGUAAAAGAAGCUCCACCUAAAAUUAAAGAUAUCCCUCAAGCCCCACCAAGAAUAAAAGGAAAAAACAUUAUGGAAGAAACACACAGUGGUCUAGUCCAUAAGAAACAAGCUGCAGUCAUUGAGGAAUCAGCCAUCUCUAUCUUAGAGCCAUCAGAGGUUCACUUCCAGGAUCUCUGUGAGAAACUCACAGAUGACCAGGAAGUCAAGAGAAAAUCAUUGGUGAGACAAAAGGGAAAAGAUGUGAGUUCCAAAAUGGUUAUCAAUGAGUCUAGUUGCACCAUGGGAGAACCUGAAAUUCCUUCUCUUGCAACCAAUGUACCUGAAGAACAAAGAAAGAAGGAGUUGGACACAGAUUCCAAAUGGGUUACUAAGAUUUCUGUGGACCAUCACAAUGAAGAGAUCUCAGGACAAGUUCAAAAGAAAACUCCAAGCAUAGAUACAAAUGAACAGAGCAAGGAACCACCCAGAGACAUUCCCCUGCCUCCACCGCGGUCAAAGGGUAAGACAACACAUCCAGAUGAUUCACUCCAAGAUCAGCACAGUGUUAAAGACCCAACUCUUGACAAGAGAGGCAAGGAACAAGAUGUUGUCAUUGAGGCUACUGUGGAGACCACAAAGUCAUCAAAGCAUGUUGACCUAACAGUGUCACUCCCUAAAGAGAAUGUGUCCCAGCUACAUGCUGAAACCAAAAGGCAGCCCUUUGUUUUGGAAGCAAAGAUCCAAGAUAUGGACAUAAAACAAACUGUGAAUACCACUUUGAAGAAAUCAGAACAUGGCUUGUAUACCCCAGUCUUCAAAGAGAUACCAGCGAAACACAUUGAAUCAUCUCAGGAACAACCAUGUCAUUUAGAAGGAAAAAAUCAGUAUAUCAAACAGAAAUCAACUGUAAAAAAGGAACCAAAGAAAGAGCAAAUUGUGAACAAGGAAACAGAGUUGGAAGAAUUUGCCCUGCAUACAAAUAAAAAGAAGGCACCAAAACAGAAAUCACUGGAUAAGAAUGCAGCAUAUGAAAAUCAAAGUGUCCAAUCUGAAAAGAGAUCAGAAACUGAAAAGGUUCAAUCCAUGAAUGAACAUCAUGAAACCAUAGCACCAAGUAUUGCAAUUACAAGCCAGAAACACAAAGAACAAAUCCUUUGUGCACAAAGAGACACCACAAUGCCCGUUAGAGAUGUGCAGAAGGAAUUACAGGCAGGUGAACUGAAUUUACCACACAUUGAUAGUGGAGAACUGAAACAUGUCAAGCAGGCUGUGGAUGAACAUCAUGGAAAAGUACCAAAGCAUGUUACCGGAAAAGCGACAAAUAUUACAAUUGCAAGCCAAUUUAAAGAAGAAAUAAUUCCUGCAGAGAAAGCUACAACAAUGUCCAUUAGGGAUGUGCAAAGGGAUUCAAAGGAAGUGGAACCAAACUUACUACUCAUUGAUAGCGGAGAGGAGAAAAAUGUGAAGCAGGUCAUAGAUGAACAUAACGUAAAAGUACCAAAGCAUGUUAAGGAAAAGGCACCAAGCAUUACAAGACAGCAGUUAAGAGACCAAAUAAUUCCUGCAGAGAAAGCUAUAACAAUAUCUUUUAGGGAAGUGCAGAAGGCAUCACAGGAAGUUGAACCAAACUUGCCACACAUGGACAAUAAAGAUCAGAAAAAUGUGAAGGAGGUUGUCCUUGAAGGACAGAAGGAAGAUGUUUCCAGAGGAUCGAACACUCAACCUGAGGAGAUGAUGCCAGAGCAGAUCACAAGUGUGAAUACUGACAAACAGAAGAGUUUAAAAGCAGAACACGGUGGUCCUGGUAUAGACAUAGAUUUUGAAGAUGAGCCAGAGAUGCUUGAGGCUGCGAUUAAAAUACAAGCUGCUUUCAAGGGCUACAAAACUAGAAAGGACAUGCAGCUCAUCUUUAAAGAAGUGUUCAAGAACCAGAAUAUUGAUCUUGGUGGCACUGCAUUCCUAGAGUGUGUUGUGGAAGGUAAAAUAAGCACUGUGCGUUGGCUUAAAGAUGGAGUAGAUCUCAAGCCUGGGGAAAGGCACAAAAUCACCCAUAAUGCCUAUGGUAGGUGUCUUCUAGAAAUUUCCAGCUUUACAAACAAAGAUGCUGGAAUCUACACAUGCGAAGUUGCAAACAAUUUUGGAGCAAUUAGUUACAAUGGGAAUGUGAUAGUGGGUAAACCACAGAAGUCAUCACAAACAAUUCAGACUGCACAAACACCAGGUACAGAAAUGAUCUCUGAGAAAGAGGUUUUGCCAACAAUUAACACUGAAGAGGAGUCAUUGAGACUCGUCUAUGACCUACCGGCAGAUGACACCUACAGCAAGAUCCAGGAGAAAAGGAGAAGUCUAAUUUCAGUCAGCUCUAUAUCCUGUUACUCAGAUUAUGACACAGCCCCAGAUGUUGAGACAGAAUACCAAUCUAGAGGAAGUAAAGAGGCAGGGAAGUCAAAAACUGAGGCUUCUACUACUCAGACUUGUGAAGAAGAAAAAAUUAUUAGUGUACAAUCCCCAAAGAAUACAGACCAGCUAAAAGUGAAAGGUGGUGAUUCACAGAGCCAGACACCCUCACCCAAACGCAUGCAUUCCUACAAGUCCUCUGCAAAUGCUGAGUCGUUCUCUGAGUCAGAUGGAGAUGAGGAUAGAGGAGAGACCUUUGAUAUUUAUGUAGCCAAAAGUGAUUGUCAGCCUCUGGGAGGAAACAAAGAGGCUUUUGUACUAAAGGAAGGCCAGUUUGUGGAGGUCCUGGACUCAGCCCAUCCUGUGAGGUGGCUUGUCCGUACAAAGCCAACCAAGAUCACACCAUCCCGUCAAGGCUGGGUAUCCCCUGCGUACCUAGAAAAGAAGACAAGGGAAAUAUUUUCAUUGGCCCAUGAAGCAGAGACAAAAGAAUCCGCUGAGAAAGGCAAAACAGUUUUUACAAAGGAUGAGCACAGUUUGAUCCAAAGUCGCUUGAUCAAGGGACUCCUUGAUGGUGAGAAUAAUUUUGUGCGCGAGAUGAUCUUCUUUGUAGAGCACCAUUUACAAUACUUAGAGACAAGCUCUCAAGUUCCUCUCACCAUCCUAAGUCAAAAAGAGUACAUAUUCCUCAAUAUCAGAGAUAUUGCAAGUUUCCAUGAAUGCUGUAUUCUCCCUAAGCUGGAGAUGUGUUUCUCAGAUGAUGAUGUAGCACAGUGUUUUGUCAGUUAUGCACUGGACUUUGAGAUGUAUCUCCAGUACAUUACAGGCCUGCCCCAAGCCGAGGCUUGCAUCUCAGACAAAAACACACAGCAUUUCUUCAAGCAAUAUGCAAACACAGAGUUGGCACAUUUGGAUACCAAGGUCUUCAGCGUUAGCACGUAUUUGCAGAGACCCAUGGAGAGAAUUCAAACAUACAAAAAUGUACUUAAGGAGCUGAUCAGGAACAAAGCAAAAAGCGGACAGAACUGUUGCCUGCUGGAGGAUGCCUUUGCCAUUAUUUCCAGCUUGCCUUGGCAUGCAGAGAACUUGCAUCAUCUGUCCAUGAUUGAGAAUUACCCUGCACCUCUCAAGGGGCUUGGAGAACCCACUAGACAGGGCCAUUUUACAGUAUGGGAGGAAAUUCCUGAGGUCAAAAUCUCUCAAAGAGGACAUCGCCGCCACGUCUUUCUCUUCAAAGAUUGUGUUGUCUUCUGCAAGCCGAAGAGAGAACUUGGCACAUACACUGAGGCCUACAUAUUCAAGAAUAAGAUGAAGCUGAGUGAUAUUGAUGUAAAGGAUACAGUGGAAGGAGAUGACAGGUCAUUUGGUCUUUGGCACGAGCACCGGGGAAUGGUGAGAAAAAUCAUUCUGCAAGCUCGAUCCAUCCUCCUCCGCCUCUCCUGGCUCAAAGAUCUGAGAGACCUGCAGCAGCGCAGCAAACAGCCCACUUGGACUGUCCCAUGCUUUGAGCAGCAUCUUACUGACUAUCCAGCAAAGCUUGGACAAACUGUAAAGCUGGUCUGCAAAGUCACUGGUACACCAAAACCAGUAAUAAAGUGGUAUAAAGAUGGCCAUGCUGUGAAAGAAGACGAGCAUCACAUUACAUCAGAAGGACAGUUAGGUGCUUGUUAUCUUGUACUGACUGGUGUCAUAGAGGCGGACUCAGGUCAAUACAUGUGUUAUGCAACCAAUCAUGCAGGGAACGCAAGCACUCUGGCUAAUAUCAUGAUUGAUGUGCCUCCAAGUUUUACAACCAGAUUACAGAACUCAGUGCUUGUAAAGGGACAAGAUGUGCAGUUCAGGUGCUCCACACAAUCUGCUCCUUUACCAUCAAUAAGGUGGUUUAAGGAUGGCAUUCAGCUUGAGGAUAACAAGAAACACCAGAUUCAGUCUGAUGUCCAAACAGGAAUUCUCACUCUCACUAUAAAGAGAGCUGAAGAGGCAGAUCUAGGUCAAUACCAGUGUGAGCUACAGAAUGAAGUGGGCACUGCCAAGUGUAAAGUUGAACUCUGCCCUCCAGCACCAUUACCUGUGACAGUCAGGACCCAAAAGCAAUCACAAACUACCCCAACUCCAGAGCCCCAGUCAGAAGGUUGGUCCAGUUCCUUUGUGAAGAACCUGUUUCAUAUACUCUUUCAGCCUGGAAAUCCUGAACCACCUGCUGCUGGCGUUGAAGACACACAAACACUUAAAGAACAGGAUGACAUGGAGAGGCAAGUACAGGCGGCACAGGAAGCGGGACCCAUGGAGCCUGAGGAACACUUUUACUCAGACACAGAGGAGGAAUUUCUGACAGAGCCUCCAGCUGUGCAAGUGACCAUUGAAGACCUGACAGUCCGGCCUGGUCAGCCUGCAACAUUCUCCGCCAUUAUUACUGGCCAGCCCACCCCAGAUAUUCAGUGGUUUAAGGAUGACAAGGAAAUCUUAUCCAGUGACUACACAGAAAUAUUUCAAAGUAGUGCACGUUGCUCCCUCACUUUGCUAAAUACUCAAAUAGAGGAUUGUGGCACCUACACCUGCAUAGCUAUUAACAGUGCAGGACAAGCAUCUUGCCUCGGCAAACUCAGUGUUGACACAGGUCCAGAUGACAUUGAGGAAGAGAGAGAAGUGGAGUUUGGAAAAAGACGGAAAUUACAUUCUGUAUAUGAUAUUCAUGAAGAGAUAGGGAGGGGCACUUUUGGAGUGGUUAAAAAAGUCACACACAAGGCGAGUGGUGAAUGUUUUGCUGCUAAGUUCCUUCCACUCAGAAGCAGCACGCGGACCAGAGUGUUCCAGGAGAGAGACCUACUGUCCCGUCUAGCUCACCGCAGACUAGCAUGCCUCUUGGACUUUUUCGCUACAAGACGCACACUGGUGUUGGUUGUAGAAUUAUGUUCUACACAGGGGUUACUAGAUCAUUUGUUUUUAAAGGGAUCAGUUUCAGAGAGGGAGGUCCAGUUAUAUAUUCAGCAGGUUCUGGAGGGCAUUGGAUACAUACACAGUAUGAACAUCUUACAUCUGGAUAUCAAAACAGACAAUAUCCUAAUGGAGUCCCCUGCGAGAGAAGACAUCCAAAUCUGUGAUUUUGGCUUCUGCCAGGAAAUUGACAACUCCAGACACCAGUACAGCAAGUUUGGGACACCUGAAUUUGUUGCACCAGAAAUUGUCCACCAAGAACCUGUGACAGUAGCCACUGAUAUCUGGUCUCUUGGUGUGGUUACUUACCUAUGCUUAACAUGCCACUGUCCUUUCUUCGGGGAGAAUGACCGUUCUACACUGAUGAAGGUCGCUGAGGGCGUGCUGUACUGGGACACACCUGAGAUCACAAACAGAAGUGUGGAGGCACAGGACUUCCUACAUAGGGUUCUACAGCCAGACCCAGAAGUGAGACCCUCUGCAUCUGAGUGUUUGAGUCAUGAGUGGUUUCAGGGUUAUUAUGAAGAUGAAGAACCUGAGGACAUAAAUACCAAAAAUCUAAAAUCUUUUAUUUCAAGAAGAAAAUGGCAGCGUUCCUUGACAUGUCUCGGCUCGGUUCUGACUUUGAGACCAAUCCCAGAGUUGUUGGAGGCUCCUCUGCAUGACGUUUCGAUUACAGCUACAAGGGAAACCCAGGAGCUCAGCAGCACCUCCCUAAGUAGUGGAUCCUCCUCAGAGUUUGAUGAAGCAGAUGCUUGGGACUUCUUCCAACAGGUGAGCCAGGAGGAUGAAGAUGACCUGGAAGAAGAGGAAGAAUAUGACCCAUACACUCAUGUGUCAAAGACGCCCACAGUUUUAAAACGGGAUGAAGAAGAUGUGCUUAUUGCUGAGGACCGCAUUCACAGUGGCCCGCUGGUGAUUUCCACGUCCACACCAUCAACAGAGCCAGUCAGUUUGGAGAGGAGGGACAGUAGCCCCUAUCUUCACCUCUCUGAGAGAGAUGAAGGAUUGGAUCCCAUACCACGUCGUAUCCUCAUCAAGAGCACUUUUUAUUGCAGCUCCGAGCAGCUCUCACCCAUGUCUGCUCGUCACAUGACGCUUCGGGAUAAAAUCCAAGCUAAAAAGCAAGAGCGUGGCCGUAAACCCCUCCGUGCCAGCCUCUCCGGCAGGUUAAAUGAGCCCCUCAUAGAGUAUGUAGAAGAUUCCCCAGAUUUAGAAGCUAAUCGUAACCAAAGAAGAGGAUCAAUGCAUUCAUCUAUCCUGAAGUCAAGUUCAUUUGAUAGUGGAGUGAGCGCUGCCCAUCCAAGCAUACACACCCAGAGAAGAAGCAGGUCAUUAGAUGUAUACACACAAUGCUCUCCAACUUCAACUGAGCCAACAGUGCAAGGAGAGGAUGAGCAUGAUGUUGAAGAAAGCCAGAAACCAGAUGUCACUGAUGAAGAAGAGGAGAAAACUGAAGAAGUCCAAGUGAGAAGGAAACUUUGCCGUCGCUCUGCGUUUUUGUCAAAGGGAUUCACAAAUCCAGUCAAACCAUCCAGGCCAGAUGUCAUUCAGCUAGCAGGAGGAGGAGUGCUUGUGUUCUGGAAACCUGUGCCAUCAAAAGAACUUGUCACAUAUUGUAUUCAGUAUAGUGUAAAUGGUGUGGAGUGGAGAAUGUUGGCAGAGAAUGUUACAGACAGCUGUUUUACAGUAAAUGCCCUUCCGAGAGGACCGGGAUAUAUGUUCAGAGUGUCCCAUAACACCAAGACAGGGUUGGCACCUUUUAGUGACCCUUCACCACCAGCCUUUAUGGCCACGCCUUAUGAAGACUCUCACAAUCCUCUCAUUAAAAUGGAAUCUAUUGGGUCAAAGGUCACUGUACCUGGAGGUCUUGGCACUGAGAAAUCUUACAGCUUCCUGUCUGAAAUCAACAGAGGCCGUUUCAGUGUGGUAAUGCAGUGUGAGGAUAGCCGCAGCUCUCAGAUGUUAGCCGCUAAGAUGACACUUUACAGACCAGAGCAGAGGCAGUUGGUUUUAAGGGAAUAUCAACUGCUUCGCCGACUGAACCACCCUCGAAUUGUCCAGCUGCAGUCGGCCAUUCUCACUCCCAGCUUCCUGGUGCUUAUAGAGGAGCUGUGCUCAGGACGAGAGCUUCUUUAUAACCUUGCAGAAAGGAAUCUAUAUUCAGAAACACAGGUGACUGACCUACUAGAGCAGAUUCUGAGUGCUGUGGAUUACUUGCACAGCAGACGCAUUGUACACCUGGACCUAAAGUCGGACAACAUGCUUGUGACGGGCCGAAAUGUAGUGAAGAUUGUGGAUUUGGGCUCUGCUCAGCCCUUCACUCCAGGACAGGCACUAAACAUUGAACACAUCAAAGAAAUGACAGAUAAUAAAGGUUAUAUUGUCCUUCCUAAAGCUCCUGAAAUCUUAGAAGGACAAGGAGUUGGACCUGAAACUGAUAUCUGGGCUGUUGGCGUUUUGGCUUUUAUAAUGUUGAGUGCAGACAGUCCCUUCCAUGCUGAUAUGACUUGGGAGAGGGAUCGAAACAUCAAAAAAGGCAAGAUCCAGUUUAAUCGUUGUUACCCAGGUCUCUCAGAGGGAGCCAUCAACUUUAUGAAGAAUACCCUGAGCAACAAAGCCUGGGCAAGACCUACAGCUGCAGAGUGCCUCCAAAACCCCUGGAUACAAGGAGACCGUCCUCCCUCCAAACACACUGACUCUGUGGUCUGCUAUUCAACAGACAAGCUGCAGGCCUAUAUCAGGGAACGAGAGGUCAAGCGAGACCACAUCCGCACAAAAAUUAAUCUGCCCCUCCCAUAAUUCAAGGGACAGAACAUAUUUGGAGGCUGAAAGUGUUGUGUGAAACUGUGAAAUGCUUUUUGUAGUUUUUCUCCCACAAGGAAAGAUUAUGAUGAAAAGCUUUAGCUGUAAUGAUAAUCAAUUAUAUUUCUUUAAAUAUAACAUUUUUCAACACAUGUAAUCAGGCAAUCUGCACGACAUGGCUUCAGUUAUUGCUUUGUAAUCUUUCAAAAAUGACAUUACUUACAUAAACACUGUUUUACAGUAGUGUAAAUAAAUGUCAUUUAAAUAGAUCAGUGGUAAUAGGGCUUUUGGUAUGCAUAUCUAUC
Molecule: messenger RNA, 19780 nt
Organism: Sinocyclocheilus grahami
Lineage: Eukaryota; Metazoa; Chordata; Actinopteri; Cypriniformes; Cyprinidae
Gene: obscna
Product: obscurin, cytoskeletal calmodulin and titin-interacting RhoGEF a
Exons: 84
Coding region: 135-19472 (6445 amino acids)
Biological process (GO): protein phosphorylation
Molecular function (GO): guanyl-nucleotide exchange factor activity; protein binding; ATP binding
Source: RefSeq, a predicted model, not a curated record